AUGUCCUCUUCCUCUUCAUCAUCAGCCUCAUCGUCCACAAACGAAACAACAGCACCAAUCAAUAACAAGAGUUAUGAAAUCGAAGGAGUAGGAUUUGCAGUGGAGCCUUUACGUAAUUGUCCUCAUUUUCAUGAUCCUAAUCACUUCAACAUGCCGCACAAUGAUCGGAAAGCUUUAAAGUCUCUUUUCGCAGUCAUGACAAAACAAGGAGAUGAAACCAAUGCUUCUGCUCCUUGCUCCGUGUGUGGAGAUCGUAUCGAGAACUGGCUUUGUCUUCAAUGCCAUUCCGUUUGCUGCAGCAGAUACAGAAAGGGACACAUGAUGAAUCACCAUGAAUCUACCCAUCAUUCGAUGGUGUUGAGCUUGGCUGAUUUGUCCAUCUUUUGUUAUGCAUGUGAUGCCUAUGUUGAAAAUCCAGACUUGACAAGGCUCAUGAUGAGAGAAUUGCACUUUGCAAAGUUUGGCGACUAUCCCGGAGGCCGUGAUGCAAGCGUUGAAAUCGGAGAAGCCAUUGAGAGAUUGAAGGUCGACCAAAGAAAGAUCAAGGAACAGGAUGAAAAGGAACAGAAAGACAAAGAUACCUUGUAA
Molecule: messenger RNA, 588 nt
Organism: Naegleria lovaniensis
Lineage: Eukaryota; Heterolobosea; Eutetramitea; Acrasida; Naegleriidae
Exons: 1
Coding region: 1-588 (195 amino acids)
Molecular function (GO): zinc ion binding
Source: RefSeq, a predicted model, not a curated record